Cucurbita pepo subsp. pepo (vegetable marrow) is the source of this 2884-nucleotide messenger RNA. RefSeq lists its product as uncharacterized. Gene Ontology annotation, molecular function: protein binding. Lineage: Eukaryota; Viridiplantae; Streptophyta; Magnoliopsida; Cucurbitales; Cucurbitaceae. The record is from RefSeq and is a predicted model, not a curated record. Gene Ontology annotation, cellular component: cytoplasm.
UCUCUCUCUCAGAUCCAAAUCGUCCGAUUCACACACACACACACUCUCUCUCUCUCUCUAGCUCGUUUCGUUUACCCAUGAGCUUACAGAGCUCAACCCAAUCGUGAGGAGAGAGAGAGGGAUAGACUACUCAUAAUCACACCGAACCACCUUACACCCUCCAUUCUCCGAUUUUCUUGCGAUUUGGGGUUUUUGAUUGCUUCACUGUGUGGCAGUAGGCGGCAGAGUUUGAGAUCAGGGUGUUUUGAGUGAUGUCUGUCAGUUCAGUGAGCUGCUAAAAUGGUGGCGAUUUGAGGAUGAUGAAGGUAUGUGAGUAAUCUGGCUUGAGGUUCUCUUUCUGUUGUGUAACUACUGGUAGAGGCGAUUCUUGGGGAAUCUGUACUUGAAAAAGAGUUUCUGAGAGAAUGCCUAAUGUUUGUUGGUUCUUUAGUUAAGCCCUAGAAAUUGAAUGUUCAUCUCGAGCUGGGAACUGAAGGAGAAAUUCUUGUUCAGCUCGAGAUCUGAUUUUUAGUUUCUUCCAGAAAAUGAAUGGGUGGUGAUUUAGGAAUUUAAGUUAGAGAUAUACAAGAGGUAAGCAUCCAUGGAAGAUUUUUCGAAAUACUCGCAUAGUCCAGCGCAUCUAGCAGUUGUUCGUCGAGAUUAUGCCUCUCUCAAGCGCAUUGUUGCGUCCCUUCCUCGGCUAGCUAAGGCUGGUGAGGUUAAUACUGAAGAGGAAUCUCUUGCUGCAGAGCUCCAAGCUGAUGCUGUCUCUGCUGCUAUUGAUUGUCGCGAAGUUCCUGGUCGGGAGACGCCUCUGCACCUUGCUGUACGCCUUCGAGAUCAGAUUUCAGCUGAGAUUUUGAUGGGAGCUGGUGCUGAUUGGAGCUUACAGAAUGAGCAUGGUUGGAAUGCCCUACAGGAAGCUGUUUGUACGAGAGAGGAAGCAAUAGCGAUGAUAAUUGCUAGACAUUACCAGCCUCUUGCAUGGGCGAAAUGGUGUCGCAGGCUUCCUCGUAUUAUUGCUUCUGCUUCUCGGAUUCGGGAUUUUUACAUGGAGAUAACUUUUCAUUUUGAGAGUUCGGUUAUUCCUUUUAUUGGUCGAAUCGCCCCAUCAGAUACUUAUCGCAUUUGGAAGCGUGGUUCUAAUCUUCGAGCCGAUAUGACCCUUGCUGGUUUUGAUGGUUUUCGAAUUCAACGUUCUGAUCAAACAUUUCUCUUUCUAGGUGAGGGUUAUAGUUCAGAGGAUGGUAAUGUUAAGUUAUCUCCAGGUUCUUUGAUUGUUCUUGCUCAUAAAGAGAAGGAAAUUACAAAUGCCUUAGAGGGAGCUGGUAUUCAACCAACAGAAGCUGAAGUUGCCCAUGAAGUGGCCUUGAUGUCGCAGACAAACAUGUAUAGGCCAGGCAUUGAUGUUACUCAAGCGGAGCUUGUUCCCCAUUUAAAUUGGAGAAGACAGGAGAGAACUGAGAUGGUCGGAAAUUGGAAGGCGAAAAUAUACGAUAUGCUUCAUGUGAUGGUGAGUGUGAAGUCAAGGAGGGUUCCUGGAGCUAUGACAGACGAGGAGCUAUUUGCUGGAGAUGAUGAAGAAAGGCUGGCCAAUGGUGGUGAAAACGAUGAGUUUGAUGAUGUAUUGACAGCAGAAGAGAAAAUGCAAUUGGAUUCCGCACUUCGAAUGGGAAACUCUGAGGGUCCGGGCGAGGACGAGGAACACACAGCCUUCGAAAGCCAAGAAAAUGGUUCGGUAGGUUCUUACGAAAACUGCGAUCCAAAUGGUGCUACUAAGGAGAAGAAGAGUUGGUUUGGUUGGAACAAGAAGAGUAGCAAGGGAAGUAACGACGAUCCCGACGAUCCAAAGAUUUUGAAGAAAGUUUCGAAAUCAGCUCCGGAAGGUGCCCAUCAAAAACCGUCUUCUGAAUUAUCGACAGAAGAUACGGGGGAUGCGAAGAAGGGAAAAGAUAAAAGCAGUAAGAAGAAAAAGAAGAAAGGAGUCACCAAUGACUCUAAGCAUGAAAGUGAGUAUAAAAAGGGUUUGAGACCUGUCUUAUGGUUGACACCAGAUUUUCCUUUAAAAACAGAUGAGCUUCUUCCUCUACUUGACAUCCUAGCCAACAAGGUAAAAGCUAUCAGGAGACUAAGGGAGCUUUUAACAACCAAGUUGCCUCAUGGUACAUUUCCGGUGAAGGUUGCUAUCCCCAUUGUCCCGACGAUUAGAGUACUAGUUACUUUCACAAAAUUUGAGGAGCUUCAUCCAGUUGAAGAAUUUGCUACCCCACUCUCAAGUCCAGCACAUUUCCAGGAUGCUAAGUCCAAGGAGUCAGAGGGAAACUCGUCAUGGAUUUCAUGGAUGAGAGGAAGUCGAGGUGGGCAAUCGAGCGAUAGUGACAGCAAUCGGUAUAAGGAUGAAGUCGACCCGUUUCAUAUACCGUCCGAGUACACAUGGGUUGAUGCAAAUGAGAAGAAACGCCGUAUGAAAGCCAAGAAAGCAAAGAACAAAAAGCACAAGAAACAAGCAACUGCUAAAGGCGGGAAUGGAGGAAUUCAAACGAGUGAGGACGUGGAAGAGUAAUUCUUUUUUAUAGGUGAUUUCUUGCUGCUGCCAUUGCCACUUUGAGAUCCUUCUGCAACAGAUGGAGGUAAGCUUUUCUCCUAUUUGAAUUUGACCUUUUUUUCUAUUUUGCACAUUGAAAGAUCAUGAGCUUAGAGGAUCCAUGGGUUAUUUGUUUGGUGGGAAAGGCUUUGUUGAUUAAUCAAGCAUCGUAUCUGUAGUAAUUUUCAUCUGGAAUACAUCUCUGGAGAGACACAGUCUCUUCUUUUGUAGCUUAUUUCCAUUUAAUUUUCAAUUAGACCCCAAUCUUUGUACCUGAUCACCGAUUAUAAAUUUUACGUUUUUGUUGUUGUUGCUGUGUAA